Molecule: messenger RNA, 4915 nt
Organism: Vespa crabro (European hornet)
Lineage: Eukaryota; Metazoa; Arthropoda; Insecta; Hymenoptera; Vespidae
Gene: nuf
Product: rab11 family-interacting protein 4A
Exons: 10
Coding region: 1987-3870 (627 amino acids)
Biological process (GO): regulation of cytokinesis; endocytic recycling
Cellular component (GO): cleavage furrow; midbody; endocytic vesicle
Source: RefSeq, a predicted model, not a curated record
ACGACGCCAAAUUCAAAGAAAAAGACGACCGAACUUCGUGGAGAAUCGAAGGGAGAUUUGUCCUCACAAUCUUCAAGAACGAAACCGUCUUCUUCGUCGAAAGCGGAAAAGGUCGCGUAGCGAAACGGAACGAAUAGAUACAUACAUAUAUAUAUAUACAUAUAUAUACAACAGUCUUAACAGUUUUGUUCCUUUCUAUGCGUGGAUUUCUACCUGGAGACAAUGACACUUUCCGUUUUGCUCGUAAAACCAUUGAAAUUGGCCGUGAAAAUCGGUAGAGAGUAGAAACGAAGACGACGGUAAUGAAAUGGUUUAUGAAUUUUUUAACAAAAAUUGUUUAAAAUACGCGCACUUUUUUUUAAUUAAUUCCACUGUAAGAUAUCGAGUUCAAUGAUUUUUGAAUGAUUUUAAUAAUCAUUCAUUUUCUUUUCUUUUCCUUUUUUUUUUGACGUACGAAAAUUCGUUUUUUUUCCAAGGAAAUAGAAAUAAUUCGAUAUCGAUGCUCAGCUCGAACCUUGCGUAACGGUUUUUCGAACGAGCGGAUGCACAAAUUUCUCUUAAACGAAAGUUCUUUGUGCCAUAAUUAGUACGUGUAUAGUACGAGGAGCGCACGAACGGGCUUCCAAUUGUUACUUUGCUUUUUUUUUUUACAUUAAUUUCGUCCAUCGACGUAUAUAGAUCGAUAUUAGUCGAUAUUAUAGUAUGUAUGUAAAUAGACAUGAUCGACAGAGAAACGAUUGGUCGAUUGUUAAUAUAUCGAAUGCAAGGAUAUCUUAUGCGAGAUCGUUUGCAGAAAAAGAAAAUAUAUUGUCGAGCAUGUUACUAUUAUUACCUCGAUGACUAUAAAUAAUUUUCAAAUUCAACCGCAUAAGCAACGACGAUUAUUAUACAAUGUCUCGGUAUAUAUAGAAUCGAGAAUAUCAUCUAUUCUAUCAUAUUCCUUUUCUCACGGAAUUUAUGUUAGCGUUGACCCCAACGUGCGUUGGAGGUAAUGAAAAAAAGAUGACGACGACGACGAAGAAGAAGAAGACGAAGAGAAGGGAAAGGUAAAAGAAUAUCGAGCGAAAGGGAAGACAAACUAGGUCCUGGUCAAUAGCGUGGGAGUUAAAAUAUGUAUAAAAAGGGGUUCCGUAGGUUGAGAAUCACUGGUACGCUCGGUACCUGCAGGUACGAACAUGCAGCGUGCACCUGUGUGCCAAGAUGGACGUCAUGUAUAUACACUUGCCUGCCUCGGUAGAAGUCAGUGCGCAUGCGCGACCGCUCGUGACCAGUCGCGCGACUCCGUUCUCGGUCGGCCGUUUCGCUCGCUUUCGCGCUGCGACUCACGCCGUGUUCGGUCUGUCGCUCUUCUUCUCUUCCUCAGUUUUUCCGUAGUCUCUUAUUCGUACGGUUGUUUGUUUCUCCUUUCGUUCGUUCGUUCGUUCGUUUUUUUAUUCGUUACAUAUACCUUUUACCAUAGUCUCGACGACUGUUAUUUCUAUGCUUCAAAUUUCUCUCCCUCAUUCCUUUUACCUCUCCCUCUUGUCCACUUGUUAUUACCGUUAGUCCAAAUGAAGCAUCUCCUUUUUUAUUUUCUUUCCUCGCACGAACGAACGGGGACGAGUCAAACGCACAGGUGUUUAUAUCAAUCUCUUGGCUGACAAGUCUCUACGGAAUAAAAACGUAUUAUCAUCUUAUACGAAGAGCCAUUUACGAAACACAACGAACAUCACAACUAUCUUACAACAUUCGAAAAUAAAUCUCGUUUAUAUAAAAUCGUGACGCGUACAUCUUUCUUCUACAAUUGGAAUAUAUCUGGGAAAUAUAUAUUCUCUACCAUUCACUUCAUCCCUGGCUUACAUCUUCUGAAUCAUCAUUAUCUUCGUCAUUAUUUCAAGUUAUUUAGUUACAUGGAUAAAGUUGUAGAAGCAAGUCGUCGUCGUAUACCAUGAUGUGUCCUGUCUCUUCCUAAAAAGGUGGAGAAUAUCGUGAUCGGAUAAACGAAGGAUGGUAAGCUCCCGUUCUUCGUCAACGGCUAUUGACGAUAAGAACGAAGAGAACGAGGAAAAGAAAAGGAGAGAAAAAGAAGAGGAAGAAGAAGAGGAGGAAGGUGUAAACGGUGGUAACAACAGAGAUCAUCCGUCGUUGCUGUCUACCGUAGAGGUAUUAGAUAUUGUUGGCGAAGCAACAAGCAGCGCCAUCUCGCCGAGAAAGAAACAAAACUUUAAGAGCGUGGACAAGGACGAGGGGAAGGGGAAGGGGGGAAGGAGGACGAACGCUGCCAUCGCCGACGACGACGACGACGACGACGACGCCGCCGCCACCACCGCCGCCGCCGAAUGGGGCCGACGGAGCAACAGCGGGCCACCUCCCUCGCUCUCAAUGUCGUUAGACCUGCAGAAUCAUCCGAUCGGUAGCGCAAGUCCGCAAAACGACUCUGGAGAUUAUUCGAAUAUCGGUAGCGGCGGCACCGGCGGUGGUGAUGGUGAUGGUGGUGCCGGUAAUGGUCCAGGUCCAGUUUCAGACCCAGAUCCACUUAUUAUAACCGAAACUAACAACAACAAUAACAACAACAACAACAACAACGCUCUUUCCUCUUGCAAUAUAAAACUUAUUGGUAAUAAUCGAGAAGAAGAGGAGAGUUACGAGGGCUUUGGCUUUGGCUCCGACUUCGGUUCCAGUUCUGGUUUCGGUUCCGUCGAAGUUGACGCCGACGUUGAACCCGAAGACAGCCGAGACGACGCCGACUCACCUGGUGGCAGUAGUUCGGCACCCUCUCCUACUGGUAGCAAUCCUUUCAGCAGAAAUCCGAGAAGUCCGAAUUCGACCAUAGGAAGGCAUUCCUGGCUUCGAACGUCCCUCAGACGAACACCCCCAUGUUCCGGGAGAAAACGGAUCAGUUCAAAUGCAUUAGCGAGUCAACUCUAUCGCAGCGGUAGCUUCAAUAGUUCGGGAAGAGGCUCGAACUGCGACAAUACGGACGAUAUGUACAGCGAUGUGUCUCUUGAGGAAGACUUUAUCGAUCUCAAUCAUAGGGUCCAAAUGAUUCAAGAGCAAAUGCACGCAUUGGCCGAUACACAAUCGGUCGGUGAGGAAAGAUACGCUAGAGUUAAACAAGAAAAUGCUACUUUACAAGCAAGAAUAUUGAUGUUAGAAGAAGCUGCGAAAGAUGCCGAAACUAGAGCUGAAGAACGAUUACAGGCAGAACAAAGAAGGCACAGAGAAUUGGCCAGUCGUUUGGAAAGAGAAAAACAGUUACAAUUAGAAAAUUAUGCAAUUAAAUUACAAGCAAUUGAAUUAGAAAGUUCUAGUUUGAGGGAUGAAAUAGGAAGAUUAAGAGAGCAACUAGAAAGAGUUAAAAACGACAAGGCCUCCCUUGAAAUAGAACUCAAAGAUUCUCAAAGCGAAGCAAAUACUGCCAGAGAAAACGAAAAACAAGCAGUGGCUAGAGCUAAUGAAGCUCAUCAUAUGCUUCAAGUGGCGAAGGAGGAAUUAAUAAUUAGAGCUGAUAAUCAACAGAGACUUGAAGAACUUGAACAACAAGUUAUUCAUCUUCAAGCACGUAAUAAAAGUUUAGAAGAGACACGAGACGAGUUGCAAGCUGCUGCUGCUGUACAAGCAGGUCGAGAACUUUUAAUGUUAAAUCCUUGUAGUAAUGGUACUGAAAAAGGACCUAGUCUAGCAGCCGAAUUAUUGGCUGGUAUGAGUCAAGAUCAGAUGGAUGGUCAUGCAAUUGAAGAAUAUGAACCACCAUAUAGUAUUUCGGAACUGAAACAGGCUUUGAAAGAACAACAGGAAGUCAACGCGCAAUUAAGAGCAUAUAUCGAUGGGAUUUUAUUAAAUAUUGUUGAAAAUUAUCCACAACUGCUUGAGGUGAAACAAGCACACUAAUUGUGGAACAUUUAUAAACAAUUAGAAAAUUUUGAAAUGAUCUUUGAAAAUAGAAGGCAUUGUACAUUAAAUUUCUUUACUGAAAUUACUGUUUAUACAUUUAUAUAAAUUAUUCUACUAUAGUUGUAUACAUAUAUGUACAAGGUGACUCAAGUUUUUCAAAUUAAAAUUUGAGUAACUUAUUCUGCGAGUUGUUCACAGAAUAUUUUGUUAUAAUUUGGUCAAGAGAAAAAACAUGAAAAACAUGUGAUAUCCUGUACAUGUAUACACACAUAAAAAUAAUUCGGGAAAAUAGUUUCCGUCCAUAUAAAUUUAAAACUCUGUAAUCUCUAUGUGAUGUGUGAAAUUGGAAUUUCGGACUGUCAUCUUUGUCAUUUGUAUUAUUUAUUUUAUUAUAUAAUGGCAGGAUGAGAGUAAAUAGGUUGAAAGUGUGGCAUUAUUAUUGCCAAUUGUUUCAAAUAAUGAAUGCGUAUAUUAUAUUAAGAAAGUACACAAAAGGCCUUCAUAUAUAUUAUUAUUAUUAAUAUUAUUAUUAUCUCAAAUUGAAAAGUUUUAUGACAUCGUAAUCGACGAACUAUCAUCAAAGAAAAGAUGUAAUUAUUCGUUAUUGCACCUUUUUUCUUAUCAUUUUGGAAAGAACAAUUAAAUUUGAUAGUCAAGUAUUUAAUAAUAAUUCAAUAUGUGAUAAUGUACAGAUGAAUCCGAUGUAUCGAUAAUUUACAAAAAUAUCUUUUCAUUUCAUAGAUUUCAUGAUGAUACGUCGUAAUGAUAAAAUGGUAAAGACCAUUUUAUCUAGGAGAAAGAAAUACUAUUUUCGGCUUGUAAUUGAUUGUGUGAAUCGAAUUUAAUUUUUAAAUAAAUAUCAUUCGCGAGUUACCUAUAUAGACUUGACAAAGAGGUGAUGUAUGACUGCGUUAUGUAUCACGGCAUCUGUGAUACAAGAAAUAGUACCUAUUAAAUUAAUAUUUAGUAUUUUCACCUAUAGAGUAUUUUAGGUCUUUAUACUGAAAGCUAUUAAAGUUGCGAAUAAAUCGUUAUAUUUUGA